AUGGAUGACGAACGGGCCCAAGUCGAGCGGGAGACCUUCGACAAACGCUGGAACAGAAUCUUAGUUAUCAACCCAAACUCGUCCAAGGCCAUGACACACGGCUUAGAAAAGGCUAUUCCCAGAGACGUGUCAGAGUGGACUAUGGUGGACACUUACACGGCACCCGAGAGCAGCCCAGCAAGUAUCAACAACGGCGAGGAUCUAAUCAAAAGCGCCCACGAAGUGGACUCUGAUGUGAAAUCAACCGGCAUUUUGAAGAAGUACGACGCAGUCCUAGUGGCCUGCUUCAGCGUCCACCCCUUGGUCGGUAUGUUGGCCGAAAGGGAGGGCAAGUACGGCAGGCUGGCUGUGACGGGAAUCUUUGAAGCCAGCAUUCUGACGUGUCUAUCGCUCCUUCGUCCGGGGAAGAAAUGGGGCAUCGUGACGACGGGCAAGUUCUGGGAAGACCACCUGACGCAAGGGAUCAACCAUUUCUUGGGUACAUCUUCUCAUGAUGCCAAUACCAAGUUCGCCGGGGUCGAGUCGACGGGGCUGAACGCAGGCGACUUCCACGGAGGUGUCAAACCCGAGGUGAUCCGGCAGAAGCUGAGAGAGGCCACCGCAAGGCUGUUGGAGAAGGGUGAUGUCGAGUGCGUUGUCAUGGGCUGCGCGGGCAUGGCAGGAUUGGAGGAAAUCAUUCGGUCGGUGGCGGCAGAACAAUACGGCCCCGAAAAAGCCAACCAACUCUUUGUGGUUGACGGUGUGGCGGCCGGAACUAGACUGUUGGAGAUGACGACCCGCGACAGGCGGGCCUUCUCGAGAACAUCAUAA
Messenger RNA from Parathielavia appendiculata, 810 nucleotides. RefSeq lists its product as uncharacterized. The record is from RefSeq and is a predicted model, not a curated record. Bases 1 to 810 code for a protein of 269 amino acids. Lineage: Eukaryota; Fungi; Ascomycota; Sordariomycetes; Sordariales; Chaetomiaceae. The transcript is spliced from 2 exons.